This is a messenger RNA of Eupeodes corollae, 1799 nucleotides long. RefSeq names its product mitochondrial-processing peptidase subunit alpha. Gene Ontology annotation, cellular component: mitochondrion. Gene Ontology annotation, molecular function: metal ion binding; metalloendopeptidase activity. The record is from RefSeq and is a predicted model, not a curated record. The transcript has 5 exons. NCBI's taxonomy places the organism in Eukaryota, Metazoa, Arthropoda, Insecta, Diptera, Syrphidae. The coding region runs from base 144 to 1748 and encodes 534 amino acids.
GCUGUCAUUUCACAAAUCACCUGAAAAAUUUCGAUUUUGGUUCUAGUCGGUGAAGGAGGCAUGUUUUUGCAAUAAAUUAAAAAAAAAAAACAAAUCGAUCAAAGCCUACAUCUUCAUUGUUAUCUAAUAAAUUAUAAACGAAAAUGAAUUUCGGAAGAUUGUAUCAGCUCAAAAGCUCUUGGCGGGGAAUUUCCAGAACCUUUACCUCAUCGUCUCCAUACCGCACAUCUGCCCUACCAAAGGACAAUGUUAACAUACCAUCUGAUAAGAUCGUGACGAACUUGCCACCACUCACUAAACCGCUGUCCGACUUACCAGAAGUCGAAUAUGCCAAGCCGAGCAAGGACGACAACAUAACUCAGGUGACAACUCUAUCAAAUGGUCUGAGAGUCGCUUCCGAGAAGCGCUUCGGUCAGUUCUGCACCGUGGGAUUGGUGAUAGAUUCAGGGCCACGUUAUGAAGUCGCCUACCCCAGUGGGGUGUCACACUUUCUCGAGAAAUUAGCUUUCAAUUCCACAGUCAACUUCCCCAAUAAAGAUGCCAUCUUGAAGGAACUUGAGAAAAAUGGAGGAAUCUGCGAUUGCCAGAGCUCGCGGGAUACUCUCAUCUAUGCUGCUAGUAUCGAUAGUCGUGCCGUAGAGUCGGUCACUAGGCUUCUAGCCGAUGUGACUCUACGUCCCAAGCUCGAAGAGGAAGAAGUGUCUAUAGCUCGACGAACCAUUCAGUUUGAUUUGGAGACACUUGGCAUGCGUCCCGAACAGGAAACCAUUCUUAUGGACAUGAUACAUGCAGCCGCCUACAGGGAGAACACUCUGGGUCUUCCAAAACUCUGUCCCUCGAAAAACUUGGAACUGAUUGAUAGGAAUGUGAUCUUAAACUACCUCAAGUAUCAUCAUGCUCCUGAGAGAAUGGUCAUCGCAGGAGUUGGGGUGGAUCACGAUGAACUGGUGAGGAACGUUGAAAAGUUCUUUGUGACUCAGCCGGCCAUUUGGGACACAGAGAAGAUCACUGGCUACGGAGCUGACUCCGUUGAUAAAUCCAUUUCACAGUACACUGGUGGAUUAAGAAAAGAAGAAUGUGAUAUUCCCAUCUACGCUGCAGCAGGCCUGCCUGAAUUGUCUCACAUUGUCAUCGGCUUGGAGGGAUGCUCACAUCAGGACAAAGAUUUUGUGCCCAUGUGUGUUCUUAAUAUCCUGAUGGGAGGAGGUGGUUCAUUUUCCGCUGGCGGCCCAGGCAAAGGAAUGUACUCCCGACUCUACACAAACGUCCUCAAUCGUUAUCACUGGAUGUUUAGUGCCACCGCCUACAACCACGCCUACAGUGAUUCCGGAAUAUUUUGUAUACACGCCAGUGCUCCACCAAACAACGUUCGCGAAAUGGUUGAAGUUGUUACCCGCGAGUUGGUGAACAUGCAAUCAGAACCUGGAAAGGAGGAACUGAGUCGAGCGAAAAUUCAACUGCAAUCUAUGUUGCUGAUGAAUCUUGAAUCCAGACCUGUUGUCUUUGAAGAUGUUGGCAGACAAGUUUUGGCCACUGGACACCGGAAACGACCAGAACAUUUUAUAACUGAAAUUGAAAAAGUGACCGCAGAAGAUAUUCAACGUGUUGCUCAGAGACUUUUAGCGACUCCACCAUCGAUGGCGGCACGAGGAGAUAUUUCCAAAUUACCCGAUCUUAAAGACGUUCAGAGUGCGCUGAGUAAUGGCGGCAAGUUUGCCUCCAAUCGGCGGCUUUCUUUGUUUAAGUGAUUUUUGCGUUGAAUUAACGAAGCGGGAAUAAAAAAUUAUUUAGUUAUCUUA